AUGCCGGGUGGAUCGAUGAAGCAUGGUGAAUCCCCUGGGAUGGGAAAGUCUUCUUCGCGGGAUUGGAUGGGUGUUGGCCAAUGGGAACACUUGCUGGGGCAUGAGUACCAAUGCAAAAGAAGGCAAGACAACGAUGGGAUAACCGAUGGCUCCACUGACCACUCAGGUUUGGGGUUCGGAAUCGUUGCUGUGGUGUUUUCGGACAGACCCGUGAGCCAGAAGUGGAGCGGAUGCCUACCCUACGAUGUUCUGGGAUCACCUGCCAAAGCUGUUCGGGCACGAUCCAAGAGGAAAAAGACUCACAGCAGUGGUUUGGCAAGAACUGAGAAGUCAGGGUAUGGAUGGACACAGCUGUUGUAA
Molecule: messenger RNA, 360 nt
Organism: Durusdinium trenchii
Lineage: Eukaryota; Dinophyceae; Suessiales; Symbiodiniaceae
Source: the annotation of a GenBank genome assembly